AUCGAACUUUACUUAGAAAUGAAGGUGGGGUGUCGUAAAGAAUAAACGAAAGAAUGACUGUGUAAAUAAAUAUGUAACGACUACUUGAGCACGCUCGGUGUCUUGUUUGCAUAUAAGGGGGGAUGGAGGGGGAACCUGUCUCAGGUAUAAAUUCCAGUGAAUGAAUUCAGUAAAUCACAGAACGCAAAGUGUGAAUCCAUGUCAUCUUAAGAGAAGCAAUUAAUAAGUAUAUCUGUUGACAAAAGGACCAAAAUAAGAACUCCGUAAAUAAUAGAACCUUACCUUAAAAAAGGUCUGUAUAAUGGGUCAGCGGACAUCAAAACGUAGUCGUGAGGAUUUGGAAGACUUACCACAAGGUCGGUUUUCUGUAAGUGAUGAGGCCCCUCCAAGAUACUCUUACUGCAGAGGCGAUGGUCACAGCAACAGUGCAGCCAGUUUUUAUAGCAUCAACCACAGCGAUGGCCCAGGAUUCCAAAGCCGUGUCACUACUGCAUCCGAGGCUUCCGACCAGACGCCUGAGAGGAAGGAUUCCCGGCAGGAGUUACGCCAUCCAUCCAUCUAUAGUAACAUAGAUGCUGUGCCACAACUAGACUUCUACACCAACACAACUGCUGCUGGCAGGGUUCGACGAAGCAGACCUUCUCUGGAGAAUCUUCGAAAGGAUGUGGAGCUGAGCAGCCAGCCUGUUUUUGUGGAAACAGGAAAUGCUCCUGUUCCAGAAUUGGGUCAGCAAGGCGUGAAUGGGAGCCAGAAGCCGAAGGCUCAGCCGGUGCGCUUUGGCUGGAUUACUGGUGUCAUGGUCCGCUGCAUGCUGAAUAUCUGGGGGGUCAUUCUGUUCCUGCGAUUGCCCUGGAUCACGUCCCAAGCUGGCAUCCUUUUCACUUGGCUCAUCAUCUUCAUAUCCGUCACUAUAACCUCAAUAACUGCCCUGUCUGUCUCCGCUAUCUCCACCAACGGCAAGGUCUCCUCAGGGGGCACCUACUUCAUGAUCUCUCGAACUCUCGGCCCUGAGAUAGGAGGUCCUAUCGGUAUGGUCUACUCCUUUGCUAAUGCACUCGCCUCUGCCUUAAACGCCGUUGGUUUUGCUGAAACUGUCCGUGAUCUUCUCAGAGACUAUAAUGCGACCAUUGUCGACCCAGUCAACGAUGUGAGGAUUGUGGGUGUGGUCGCCAUCACUGGGCUACUGCUCAUUUCACUGGCUGGCAUGGAGUGGGAAUCCAAGGCACAACUUUUGUUCUUCGCCAUCCUCAUGAUCUCAUUCGUCAACUAUUUAGUGGGAACUCUGAUUCCAGCCACCCAACAAAAACAGGCCACUGGCUUCUUCGGCUACAACAAUGAAAUUUUUCUCAACAAUUUGAUGCCAAACUGGCGAGGACCAGAAGGAAGCUUCUUACAGAUGUUUGCUAUCUUCUUCCCCUCUGCUAUUGGCAUCUUGUCUGGUGCCAACAUUUCUGGAGACCUAAAGGACCCCGAAAAAGCAAUCCCAAGAGGCACACUGAUGGCCAUUUUCUGGACUACUGUUAGUUACCUGUGCAUAUCUGCUACUGUUGGGGCUUGUGUGGUGCAAGAUGCCUCAGGGAAUCUGAAUGAUAAACUUUCAGAAAAUGUCUCAUGUGAAGGCCUGGCGUGCUCUUUGGGCUGGAAUUUCUCUCAGUGUGAGGUGUACCAGAAUUGCUCGUAUGGGCUAGCUAACAACUUUCAGGUCCUUGCAAUGGUCUCUGGAUUUAGCCCACUUAUUACUGCGGGGAUAUUCUCUGCCACCUUGUCCUCUGCUCUUGGCUUCAUGGUCUCUGCUCCCAAGAUCUUCCAGUGUCUAUGCAGAGACAAUAUCUACCCCUACAUUGGCUUCUUUGCCAAAGGUUAUGGGAAGAAUCAAGAACCCCUCCGUGCCUACAUUCUCACAUAUUUUAUUGCUGUGGCUUUCAUUCUCAUUGCUGAACUGAAUUUCAUUGCUCCCCUCAUCUCCAACUUCUUUCUCUGCUGCUAUGCCCUCAUCAACUUUAGUUGCUUCCAUGCAUCUAUAACCAACUCCCCAGGCUGGAGACCUUCAUUCCGAUACUACAGCUGCUGGGUAGCACUGUUUGGGGCAGUCAUUUCUAUGGUACUCAUGUUCCUGUUAACUUGGUGGGCAGCACUUGUGACCUUCUGCCUCAUUCUCUUCCUUCUGGGAUAUGUAACCUACAAGAAACCAAAGGUGAACUGGGGCUCGUCAGUGCAGGCAGGGACAUACAACAUGGCCCUAUCCUACUCUGUUUCUCUCUCAGGGGUGGAGGAUCACAUCAAGAACUUCAGACCCCAGUGUCUCGUUUUGACUGGACCCCCAAAUCUGCGCCCAGCAUUGGUGGACUUCGUAGGGUCCUUUACUAAGAACAUCAGUCUGAUGAUCUGUGGGGACAUUUUCAUGGAGGACGACAAGUCGGCCUUGCCUCAUCGCAACACCGAAGUGCAGGUCAAAUGGCUGAACCGGCGGAAGAUUCGCGCUUUCUACACUCCAUUUGUUGCAUCAAACCUCAGGGAGGGUACUCGCUGCCUACUGCAGGCCACCGGUCUGGGUAAACUGAAACCUAAUACUCUAGUAAUGGGAUUUAAGAACAGCUGGCAGGAGUGUUCCCCCAAUAUCCUGGAGGACUAUGUGUGCACCAUAAAUGACACAUUUGACUCCAACUAUGGUGUGUGUCUGUUGAGGAUGAUGGACGGUCUGGAUAACUCGGAUGAGAUCGAUGGUAAAGUGAACUCAGCCUUAGAGAUGGAUACAGAAGAGAUGGGGCAUCAAAAGCACAAGAGUCAAGAAGAUGAUCAAGAUGACAUAGGAUCUGAUGUGGUUCCCAGUAAGCAGGUCCGUACAGUUUUCCAGAGCAAGCAGGGCAAGAAGACAAUUGAUGUGUACUGGAUUUCAGAUGAUGGAGGCCUCACUCUUCUGGUACCCUAUCUGUUAACUCGAAGGAAGCGGUGGCGUCAAGCUAAGGUGCGUGUCUUCAUUGUGGGUGACGUUCACAACAUGGAGGAGCACCGCAAAGAGAUGAUCUCACUUCUUCGAAAGUUCCGUUUGGACAUCCAUGAUGUGAUCGUUAUGACAGACAGUGAACGACCCCCCAAUACCAAAAACAUGAAGCGCUUUGAGGAAACUCUUGCCCCCUUUAGACUGCGAGAUGGACUGCAGGAUGAAGCUGCUAUACAGGAGCUGAAAAAAGAUUGUCCCUGGAAUGUGUCUGACAGAGAUCUGGAAGCACUGAAGCUUAAGUCUGAGAGAAAGGUGAGGCUGAACGAAAUAAUUCGAAAGAACUCCGGUCAGGCAGCCCUGGUCUUAAUGACCUUACCAGUGCCACGGGCAGACUGCCCCAGUGCCCUGUACAUGGCCUGGCUGAAUGCCCUGACCUGUGGGCUGCACUGCCCUGCUCUGCUCAUCCGAGGCAAUCAGCAAAAUGUGUUGACCUUCUACUGUCAGUGAGGGCCAGGGCAAUAGGGAAAGCUCUAGAGCUAACAAAGAGGUACGGCUGGCAAGGUAAAGAUUCCACCUCCUCCUGAAGGCUGCAGUAGGUCACCAUCAACUAUGAAUGAAGAACUGAAGCCAGCAUGCAACCUUUUGGCUGAAUCGAAGAGGACAAAGCCUGCAAAUUGACCUUAUAUUCAGCUGUCUGUACAGUAUUUUGGUUGUAAUUGCUUCAUGACCAACUCUUCUUUAGGUCUGCCUGGACUGUAUCACCAAUGAUACCACAUCACAGUAAUCGACCGGUUUGGAAUGAUAGUGAUGUUUUGUAGCAUUUCUGUUACUUUUGAUUAAAUGUCACUUGCUAAAAUGCAGUUUACAUCACAUUAUUGGAGAAAUUAUGCUUAUAUGGUCAUGAAAUCAUAUGAAAUAAAGUGGACAUUUUCACA
Messenger RNA from Brienomyrus brachyistius, 3876 nucleotides. Its product is annotated as solute carrier family 12 member 3-like. Gene Ontology annotation, molecular function: sodium:potassium:chloride symporter activity. Bases 302 to 3448 code for a protein of 1048 amino acids. The record is from RefSeq and is a predicted model, not a curated record. Lineage: Eukaryota; Metazoa; Chordata; Actinopteri; Osteoglossiformes; Mormyridae. The transcript has 27 exons. Gene Ontology annotation, biological process: potassium ion homeostasis; potassium ion import across plasma membrane; sodium ion homeostasis. Gene Ontology annotation, cellular component: membrane.